CAUGGAUGGAAGUGAGUGGCUUUUCCCGGCAGAUUUGAUGAGCAGCUCACGUGGCCUGCAUAACCCACUUCUGCAACUUUGAUACAUUUAUAAAGAGGACUUGAUUAAGAGUUGAAUACAUUAUGUCGGACGAACCUGGACCCAGUGGUCAAUCGCAAUCCCAGAGCCAGUCCCAAACCCAAUCCCAACCUGGAUCCAGCUCCUCAUCCGCCCCAACAUCGUCAAGCCAGGGCUCUUCCUCAGGAUCAGGAACUCUAAGUUCUGUGGAUACAUUACCUGUACAAGAACUCCAAUCUAUUCCUGAAGACCAGGAGGAAGCCCAGCCUCAUGUGUGGGGCCGGAUCAUUCCCUUAGUGCAUGGAUUCAGUGUGCUCAAUUGCACAGAAAACCAGUAUACAUUUGGAAGGGAUAGCAGAUGUGAUUAUGCUUUCUUGAACUCCAUUAUAAAAAAGUCAGCACGUUACAAAACAUACAGCAAGAAACAAUUUAGGAUUUUUAAGGAUGAUAGUCUGGUGUACCUCGAGGACCUCAGCGGUAACGGCACGUGGGUGGACGAUGAGAAACUAGGACAAGGGAAGCAACGAGUUCUCAGCAAUAACUCAGUUAUUGCCCUCGCUGAACAAAAACAUCAAGUUUUUAUGUUCAUAGAUAAGAUGGGGAACGAUCAACCAAACCUUCCUUUAGAGUUCAGCAGAAAAUAUCAUAUUGCACGAAAGAUUGGAAUCGGCGUCUGUGGUGAAGUGAAGCUCGCCAUCGAGAAGGAUACCUGUAAAAAAGUAGCGCUGAAAACUAUCAACAAAAAUGACUUUCCAUCAAUUGGGACGGCCACACGGAAUGCCGAACGGGAAAUUGAAAUUUUAAAGAAAAUUGAUCAUCCGUGCCUGAUCAAGACAGAAGAUUUCUACCAGACAGAAGAUUCUUACUACAUUGUUCUGGAGUAUAUUGAAGGAGGAGAGCUGUUUGGCAGGAUCAAGGCCAAGAAACAACUGGAGGAAGAUAUCGCUAAACUCUACUUUUAUCAGAUGCUCAGGGCGGUGGAGUAUCUCCACAACAACGGGAUCAUUCAUCGAGAUCUCAAACCUGAAAAUGUGCUGCUGGCUUCACAUGACGACGUCUGUUUGAUAAAGAUUACGGAUUUUAAUCAGUCCAAGAUUUUGGAGGAAUCCUCCCUGAUGAAGACGCUCUGCGGGACGCCCACAUAUCUCGCCCCGGAGGUGUUCACACAUGCUGCGACUGUAGGAUAUACAAAAGCAGUAGAUUAUUGGAGCCUGGGCGUCCUACUGUUCAUCUGUUUGGGUGGUUAUCCUCCCUUUAACACCGAGGGCUCCACCAUGUCUGUGCGUGAGCAGAUCAUUAACGGCCUUUAUCGCUUCAUCCCAUCUCAGUGGAAGAAUGUUUCAAACGAAGCCAAAGAUUUGGUCAAGAAGCUGCUGGUUGUGGAUCCUCAAAAGCGUCUGAGUGUUGAAGAAGCGCUGGAACAUCCGUGGUUGAACGAUGGCGAGAUGAGAAACACUGCAAACCAACUGAUGAACCCAGAAAAUCAGCCUAUGAAUCCUGAAAACCAGCCGAUGGGUCCUGAAAACCAGCCGAUGGGUCCUGAAAACCAGCCGAUGGGUCCUGAAAACCAGCCGAUGGGUCCUGAAAAUCAGCCUAUGAAUCCUGAAAACCUGCCGAUGGAUCCUGAAAACCGUCCAAUGAACCCAGAAAACCAGCCGAUGAACCCUGAAAACCGACAGACGCGCAGUGCAACAUCCAAGAAACGCAAGACCGAUGAAGGAGAGGGUGAACCGUCCUCCAAGAGGAAACCCGGGCCUUGACGUUCACACACUUUUAUUUCCUGGUGGCCUUUUAAAAGUUCUUUACUGUGACCAAUUAAAUCCUAAUCGUCCAACACUGUACUGCUCUUGUAAAUACGUUUUUGUACCGUUUCUUGUCAACAAUAAAAUGUUUUAACAUUUUCUACUCUGAUUUUGUUUCUGAUUUCCUCUGCAUAUUUAAUGACAUGACAGUUAUCCUUCGGACUUCGAUAUUCAUUUCAUUUGUAUAAAGUAUAGAGAAUCGAUGACAGUGCAUAACCCUUUGGAGAUCCAUUUAUGACGGACAUUGUUUUUGUGUUAUGUUUUAUGUCUGAAAUGAGCUUGUUGUGUGCUGUUCUACACUCCUUGUGGGAUAACAUCCACGUCUUGCUGACCUUUAUUGGUGACAGCCAGGUACUGGAUUUGAUCGAAACUUUGACAUUGUGUUUGUUUUUUGUUAAUAAAAUAAUACAUUUAAGCAUUA
Molecule: messenger RNA, 2280 nt
Organism: Pimephales promelas (fathead minnow)
Lineage: Eukaryota; Metazoa; Chordata; Actinopteri; Cypriniformes; Leuciscidae
Gene: chek2
Product: checkpoint kinase 2
Biological process (GO): protein phosphorylation; mitotic DNA damage checkpoint signaling
Cellular component (GO): cytoplasm; nucleus
Molecular function (GO): protein serine/threonine kinase activity; protein binding; ATP binding
Source: RefSeq, a predicted model, not a curated record